This is a messenger RNA of Thecamonas trahens ATCC 50062, 4818 nucleotides long. RefSeq lists its product as uncharacterized. The transcript is spliced from 6 exons. Lineage: Eukaryota; Apusomonadida; Apusomonadidae. The record is from RefSeq and is a predicted model, not a curated record. Bases 1 to 4818 code for a protein of 1605 amino acids. Gene Ontology annotation, molecular function: protein binding.
AUGACCGCCUUUACACCCGAAGCAGUGCCGGUGGCGUCAUCUGAUGAGAGCCCGUCACCUGGAGUGGCGGGUGUGCAGCUUGCACCGGUGACAGGCGCCCCAGCUGCCCCAGCUGGUGUCCCAGCUGCUGCAGCGUCGCCGACGUCGUCCGUCUCGUCAGCAACGUCCUCGCUGCUCGACGCCGCCGUGGAGCCAGCGCCUCUGCCUACAACGAGCAUCAGCUCGCCCGCCUCCCAGGUCUCACUCUUUGACGAGCUUGCACCGCACUUUGCUCUCUCUGCUCCUGCUGCUGACCCGCAGCCUCCGCCAGCGACUCCCGCCGUUCCACAGCCGCUGGGAGAUCUGGCCUUCCUCGACGGGCACACGGCCGUCGCAGCACCGGAGCCUUCCGCUGCCGCGCCUGCCGCUACCGCGCCUGCUGCCACGCCUACACCUGCCACGCCUACACCUGCGGCGCCUGCACCUGCUGUGGCGGCCAGCCCACCACAGCAUGAUGUGCUCCUCCAGCAGCAGCACUACCUGAUGGAGCAACAGCGAGCUGCACAGCUCGCCAAGCAGCAGCGCGAUCUCGAGGAGCAGACCCGCAAGCUCGAAGAGCUGAAGCGACAGAGUACCAUGCUCGAGGCCGAGAUGGCGCAGCGUCAAGCCGCUGCUGCAAACUCCACCCCUGCUCCCGCCGCCACCCCCGCCCCCGCGCCCACUCCCGCCGCAGCCCCCACUCCCGCCGCAGCCCCCACUCCCGCCCCAGUCCAGCUCGCCCCGGUCUCUGACGAGCAGCUCGCGCUGCAGCGGCAGAUGGCACAGUUGGAGGAGGAGCGCCGCAAGGCCCAGGAAGAACGCCUCAAGUUCCAGCAAGAGAUGCGCAAGAUGGAAGAGGAGCGCCGGAGGGCCGAAGAGGAGCGCCGCAAGGCCGAGGAGGCCCGGCAGCAAGCCCCUCCACCGGCCAUCGACGCGCCGCCGUCGUUCGAGCCUGCACCACCGUCAUUCCAGCCUGCACCACCGUCGUUUGAGGUUGCGCCACCGUCGUUUGAGCCUGUGGCACCGUCGUUUGAGCCUGCGACACCGGCUGUUCCGGCCUUUCAGCCGCAGCAUCCCCCGGUGCUGGGCCACGCACCACACCUGUCGCAGACGCAGCCGCAGCCGCAGCUGCAGCAGCCGUCGGCGCAGGCUCCGGCCUACUUUCCACCAGCAGCCGGCGCGUUCACUCCCACCGGUCUGGCGUCGUUCUCGCCGGCGCCACUCCCAGGAUCGGCCAACCCGGCACUUGCAGGGCAGAUGCCGUACACCCUGCCAUCGUCUGCAGCGCCGUCGAGCACGGCACCCGCGGCCGCGGCCGCGCCGACCGGAGCUGCCGCCUCUCCGUUCAACUACGCCAACCUUGACCUGACCAAGUACACCCAGCCGACCGGGUCUGUGGCGAUGCGGACGACCCGGCCCGAAUCUGACUCGGGCUCGUCGGCGUCGUCAGCCGAGUACUACUCGUACUCGUUCGACGCCGCUGACUACGGAGGAGUUCCGGCUGGCGCAGGUGGCUCGGACGGCUUUGACAUGGACGCCGAGGCCGAGUGCCACGGUAAGAUCGCCAUUCGCGAGGCCGACGGCCGCUUACCUGACAACCACAAGGUCGGCACGGUGUGGAAGCCGCCGAAGGAGCUGCCGCCGUUCUGGGAGGAGCGGACCGCGCCCGACGGCCGCGUCUACUAUGUCGACCACAACUCGCGGAAGACCACGUUUGAGGACCCGCGCCUCAAUCCCGACAACUACCCGGACCGCAACGCGCCGCGUGUGCAGCCCGCCGCCACCUCGGUCCCGUCGUACUCGUUCGAGGACCCGUCAGCCCCGCAGCGCAUCCACGUCCGUCGCAGGCGCAAGUCCAAGCCCAAGAAGAAGAAGAAGAAGAAGGACAAGUCCAAGUCCAAGUCCAAGUCCAAGGCAAAGGCAAAGGACAUGCCCGCGCCUGUCGCGGGAUACCAGCCGCAGCCACUUGCGGGCUACCCGGGCCUCUCAUCCUCACCGUAUGGCGCUGCCGCCCCUGCGCCCAGCUCGUACACCUCUUACCCCGGCCUUUACCCGUCGUCGACACCCGCGUCGUCGGUCUACCCUAUGCCCGCAGAGGGCGAGUCUGGAGACACAAACUUCCUAGUUGCCCUCGAGAUUCAAGACUCUGGCGUACCGCGAGUGUUUGGGGAGGACGGGGCAGGCUCCAACAACUAUGCAACAUUUCCCGCAGCGGCUCCGGUGACGGUGGGCGCGUGGGUUCACCUGGCUCUGGUUCAUGAGUCCUCUCUUUCCCGGUUCUCACUCUACCGAAACGGCGUGUACAUGGCGUCUGCGAGCUACUCGGGCACGUUUUGCGACGGUGGAGCCGAGACUCGAUUUGUGGUGGGCAACGAGGACAAUGCUCGUUCAGGUGCCGAUGUUCAGGUGGCCGAGAUCCGGGUCUGGAACUUUGCUCGCUCGCCGGCGGAAGUCGCCGCCGACUACCAGUACGUGCUCUCGGGCGGCGAGGCUGGGCUCAUCGGGUACUGGCAGCUCAACGCGGCAGCCGAAUGGUAUCCGGACCGCUCGCCCACAGGUGCUGCUGCGGCGGCGACCGGAGUCCCGCUCCCGCGAGUCGAGCCGAGCCUGCCGCUCGCCGGCGCCAAUGUCUCGCGCGACUUUUCGGCCGGGUUUACCUUUGGCGUCUCGCCCGCACCCGCGCCGGCGCUCGCCAUCACCGGCGACCUCACCAUCGAGUUUUGGAUCUGCCUCGAGACCACGAUAGCGCCGAGUGACCUGCUCAAGCAUGUUUUUAUCGUCUCACACGCCGCCAUUGGCGAGUCGUCUGCUACCAACUUUUUGUACAAGGUCGCGGUAGACAACACAGGCUUGUACUUUUUCCACGAGACUGGUAGCGGCAGCAACCAUUACUUUGUUCCAUCGCCGGCAGUCCACCUCCCGCGCGCGAUCUGGACCCAUGUUGCGGUGGUCCGCGACGUUACCGGAGCCGGUUCUGUCCUCUUUUACAUCAACGGCGCACACGUCGCCACAGUUGGGUCGACAUCAGGCGCGACCGGUGGCGGCGACGGGCGCCUCUACGUCGGCGUUGACGCCAACCGUAAUUUUUACAUCCCACCAUUCCGGCUCGCCGACUUGCGAAUCUGGUCAACAGCACGGAGGCCAAGCGAGAUUUCCGAAUACUAUGCGGCUCGGCUGCCUACACCGGCAGCUCAGCCCGGCCUUGAGCUCUACCUUGCGUUCGACGCCAUGUCGGCCGUGGUCGUCGAGCCGGACCUCUCUGCGAACGGCAUUGGUCUGGAUUUCAACAUUGACGGUGGGAGCGCAGUUCCGCCGGCGUACUCGACCGUCGAGCCACCUGCGGCUUCGCGAACGCUGCUGAUGGCGCGAGGCGUGGGCUCGCCGAUGGCGUUUUCGAUCUACUGGGUCAUUGUCGUGGCGCUCGUUGUGGGCAACAAGACGGUAUAUCAUCGACGCGACAACCUGCGGCUCCGGGCAGAGCUCUUCCUUGCGCUCGACACCGAGUCGUAUGGCCAGUUCGUGAUGCAGACGCACUCGUUGCUCUCGCCGUGGCGGGUCCACCCCGAGGCGUGGGUUGGGCGCACGCCGCGGCGGGUGGCGCUUGUCGGAGAGGUUGUGGCGGUGGCGGCGCUUGUCUCAUUGCUGGUGUAUAUCAACGAGGAGCUGGUGACGAGCGGAGCGACGAAUCUAGGCUGGCUGGGACUGUUUGCCACACUCGCCGCGUCGUCGCUCGGUCAUGCGCUUGGGUGGACCGGGACUGUGUGGUCGUUCCGGCUGAUGAGCUCCAGCUGGCCCAACUUGCCGCGAGCACGAAUUUACGCGUGCGCCGGAGUGGCCAUCAGUGUCGUCGGAGCGUCGGGCGUGGUGCUGGCGGUCGGCAACGCAGUCUCGGGUGCGAAACAGCUGGUGGCCAACCUCGUACUCACCGCGGUGGCGUUGGUGUGGCUGUGGCUGGUAUGGGAGCCUGUGCUCCUCGCAAUCCGGCUCUUUGUGGAGAAGGAGCUACUUUACAUCACCUGCCUGCAGUCGUCGCAUUGGCGGUUGCAGGGCAAGAAAGAAGGCGGCGCCGGUGGCGAGUUUGUCGACGAGACCCUGUCGGUGGCGUCGACGGUCCUCGACCUUGUGCCGUCCGACGACGGGUCGCCAGCCGGGACGAUAUCGACGUCGCACAUGGUCUCAACGCGGCAGCACAGCCAUCUACCACUGGCGCUAGUGGGCGAUCCGUUCACUUCGGUUGGGGCGCUGUCACACUCGUCGGGGUGGGUCCACGACGCCAGCCACCCAGACACGGUUGAAAUGCUCAUCCAGCAGCAGGAGAUGGAGAUUGAGCUCACCAUCCUUGCCCCCAUCAAGAACGCAGAAGUGCGCCGCCAGGCCUCGCUCUCACAGCUGGGGCCGGGCGGCGUGAUGCCGAAAGUGGCUCCAACUAGCGAGCUGCCGCCAAAGGCGCCGUGCAAUAGCGGCGAAGGCAUUGGUCCGUCGGCUGGCGCAGGCGCGGGUGCGGGCAACCACGGCCCGCCGCGGCCGGCGCGGCGCCGGACGUCGUCGGCAGCGUCGGGCAUGGGUUCAUCGGGCCCCGAGUCGUCGCGCCUCUCGCACUCUCCCGACGACGCGCUCCUCUCGUCGACCGAUGGCAACGCAGUCGAUCUCGCGCCGCUGGCCGAGAUCUACGGCUCCGGCUCGGAGACACAAUCGCCUCUCGAGCCUUUUCCGCCAACCGUUGCCUUCCCGCACUACUCCGCCGAUACCAACCAGGGCCAUGAUGGCAAUCCAUCGAGCCCCGACGGCGCGGCGCAGUAA